UUCUUUUCAUUUCUUGUAUUUAAUAGAUUUUUUUUUUCAAAGGAAUAAUAUUCUGAACUAUGAUAAAAUGGAGGAAUGGAGCUAACUUUGACAACCACUGUUUCGUCUUUAAGUUCAUUUGAAAAUGUGCUUGUUUUAAUGAUAAUCAGUAUUAUUAAGAUAUUUUUUGUAUUACCUUUAUUCUAAUAAUUAACAUUAAAAUGUUAUCAAACGUAUUAAAAUCUGUAUUUGGUUAUGAUCAUUUUAAAAGUGACAUUCAGGAACGUGCCACUACUGCUAUUUAUAAAGGUAAACAAGAUGUUUACGUAUGUAUGCCCACUGGAUCAGGCAAGUCACUUUGCUUUCAAUUACCUGCAAUAAUGAAGGAAGAUAAAGUUACAAUCGUAUUUUCACCGCUAUUAGCUCUAAUGAAGAAUCAAGUGGAUUUUUUAGUUAGUAAGAAAAUUAAGGCAGUUUCGUUAAAUUCAAAUACAUCUGUCAAAGAUAGAAAUGCAAUAAUGAAAGAAUUAUCAUCUAAUUCACCAAAAAUUAAAUUAUUAUAUGUUACACCUGAAAUGGGAGCACAACAGCAUUUUCAAGAGAUUGUAAUGAAGUUGCAAAAAUCUAAGGCUCUAUCUUAUUUUGUUGUUGAUGAAGCACAUUGUUUAAGUCAAUGGGGUCAUGAUUUUAGACCUAGUUAUAGACAAUUAGGUAUAUUUAAAAAACUUUGCCCUAAAAUUCCUAUAAUUGCUCUAACUGCUACAGCUGCGAAAGAGGUAGUUGAUGACAUAUUACAGACAUUGAACAUGAAAAAUCCAUUAAAAUUUUCAACUCCAGUCUUUCGUUCUAAUCUUUAUUACGAUGUAUGGUUUUUAGAUAUAUUAGAUAAACCAUUUGAUCAUCUUAAAAAUUUCAUUGUGGAAGCCCUUGGUCCAUUAAAUGAUUCUAUGCCAAAAGCUAAAAGAAAUUGUGGCAUUAUUUAUUGUAGAAAAAAGGAAACCACAGAAAUUAUAGCUAAUAAAUUGAGUACGUUUAACAUUCCAACUUUGGCAUAUCAUGCUGGUUUGAAAAAUCAAGAACGUAAUGAAGUUCAGAAUAAGUGGACAGUAGGUGAAGUACCAGUUAUUGCAGCGACAUGCAGUUUUGGAAUGGGUGUUGAUAAACCAACUGUAAGAUUUGUAGUACAUUGGACAGUUCCACAAAAUAUUGCAGCAUAUUAUCAGGAAUCUGGUAGAUCAGGUAGAGAUGGUAAUCCAGCCUUUUGUAGGAUAUAUUUUAGUAAUGAAGAAUUUGGAGCUAUAUCAUUUUUAAUAAAAGAAGAACAUUCUCAGAAAAAUACAGAACUUGGAAAAGUACGAUGGAAGAAUUUUGAAAAAAGUGUUGCAUAUUGUCUUGAGGCCAAAUGUCGACAUGGUGUAUUUUCUAAAUACUUUGGAGAUAGCCCACCUGCGUGCAAAAAUCGUUGUGAUGUAUGUAAAAAUAAAGAUAUUGUUCAAGCAAGAAUUUCUCAAUUUGAAAUGUAUCGACCACGAUCAGGUACAUAUUCGAAAAAAUCUUCGAGUAUGACAGAUGGUUUUGCACUUUCUAAAUAUGAUGAUAUGAAUGAGUAUGAAGAAUCAAGUUCAAGAGAAAGACUAAUCACCAGUGCUAAACGAGAAACUAAAGAAUUCAUUGAAAAGCAGUUUUCUUUGCGUCGAAAUAACAAUCGUAAUGAAGAAGUACGGAAACAAAAUGAUAAAGAUGCUGAACAAGCUAAUGUUCGCGCUGCUGAUAGUUCUGAUAUAAAAAUAAAGGGUUUAACUGUACAACUACGAGAAUAUUUUUAUGAUAGAUUAAAAACGGUUUUAUAUGAAAAUUAUAAACACGUGUGUGAAAAACUGGAGAAAAAUUUUCAAGAAAAAGAUAUGCAUAAUAUUGCUUAUCAAUUAGAAUACAAUAAGCUCUGUAGUACAACACUUCUUAACAAGUACAAAUUUGAUAUGUCUAAAUUGAUUUCGUCUAUACGAAAAUGUACUGAUAGCAAUACGCCACACGAAGCAUUAAAAGAAUAUAGUAUUAAUAAUGAAGAUAAUUCUAAAAAAGCAACAUCUAAAACAGAGAAUAUGAAUUUAAAUGAUGGUCAAAACAGAUUAAAGAGUAAUAAUACAAUGAAAAAGGAAAAAACUAAACAAUGCAGUAUCAUGUCAUAUUUACAAAGUAAAUCAAGUAAUAGUUCUCAUGAUACCACAUUUAAGACAGCUUUAGAAAUCAAAAAUAAAAAUCAACUAAAAGAUAGUGAAAAGAAUGAAUCUAAUAAAAAUUAUAAUUUAACUGGUAUUAAUAACGAAAUUAAAAUAACGAUGACUGAACAUGAAGAAAGAGAAACGACGAUAAAAGGUGGUAACAAUUUUAAAAGUGUUGGUUUUAUUUCAGCCAAAAUAAUUAAUGAAAAUAAUAUUCAAACUGCAAAGGAUAAGAUGCGUAAUAUACCUAAAACGAGUAUUAAAGAGAAGAAAAAAUCUUUAUUAAAAAUUAAAUGCUUGUUAUUAUCUACGCUCUUGAGAUUAUUAAAUUGGCAAGAUCGCUAG
This is a messenger RNA of Polistes dominula (European paper wasp), 2546 nucleotides long. Its product is annotated as ATP-dependent DNA helicase Q5. The record is from RefSeq and is a predicted model, not a curated record. Gene Ontology annotation, cellular component: chromosome; nucleus; cytoplasm. Gene Ontology annotation, biological process: double-strand break repair via homologous recombination. Gene Ontology annotation, molecular function: nucleic acid binding; 3'-5' DNA helicase activity; ATP binding. Lineage: Eukaryota; Metazoa; Arthropoda; Insecta; Hymenoptera; Vespidae.